AACUCCCUUCCACUGCGUCCCAUCACGUCGGUCAGCCGCCCAUCGCUCUUUCCCAAGACCAUGUUACGGGAAUUGAAUGAGUAGCGGUGGCAUUGUUUCAUUUUACUCCCAAGCAUAUGUGUCCGCUCACGCCUGACGUUCCUCGUUUGGUGUGAUUUUUAGGGAAAGGACUGUAGGUCCGGAGGCUCCUUUGUUCCCGACGUUCAUUACUAUUCUCAGACUGUACGAGAGCCAUUUCACUAUCAUAUUUCUCUUAACCCCGCGAAACCUUGGAAUCUCAUAGCUGUGAGGGCCAUAUUUCCAUCCAGCGGGCGGCUUUUGAGUCGGGUCCGAGGCGCAACGAGUUGACAAUAGAUCAUUCGUUGCGUGACCUUCAAGCUAUCACGAUUUUCAGAUCUGACAAGUGUACAAGCUCUCCAAUCUCUCCCAAGCUCUUUCUACUCUACCUUUCACAGUUGCUAUUGGCAAUCCAAUCCAUCACACCCUUCCUGUUCUAUCCUGCGUCCUGGCCGAGGUAUCUCAUCCCCAAGAGAGGCUGCAAUGGAGCUUUCCUCGUUGCCUCACAGUCCAACCGAAGACGAUGGCAAUACUGCUUCAUCUCAGGCUGGUGCAUUUUCAGACGAUGUGAAGUUCUUCACACCAAGGAACAAUUGUCUCUCUAAUGUCAAUACAUCCGACCAAGCCGCCAUGAGCUUGCAGGGUCAGUCGAGCAGGGACAACAAACGAAAGGCUGCUCAUAGCAUUGUGGAAGUCACCGAUACUAGCCAAGACCUAGGCACAUCCAAGAGGCCGAAGUUUGAGGCUAUGAGGACCAAGCCACCUCAGUUGCCUGGGGACAGAUCACUUCUUCCCUCUGGAAUAUGGCAUCGGGUUUUCGCAUUUCUCCCCCCUAGGAGCUUGGGUACCUUGCUACGAGUUAACAAGCUUUUCAACGGGUAUCUUGAUUCUCACUCCGCUUUCGGCAAUACUGCUCUUUACCCGGAAAAUGCGAGUCUCUUCAAGCCAAUGAAACCAGAUACAGUCUGGCAGCAUUCAAGGAGAUUGCACCAUCCCAGAAUGCCCUCCCCGCUGGAGAAUCGUACUGAACUCGAUAUGUGGCGGCUAUGCUGCACCAAAAUUUGUCAAUAUUGCGGUGUUACAAAGCCGAUUGAUCAACAACAAGAGAGUUCUGAUCCCUGGCGUCCGGGGCCUGGAGUGUGUGGUCUGGCAACUGUAUUUGCAUUUGGCGUCACCUGUUGCGGUCCCUGUCUUUUGAAACAUUCUGUGAAGGUCUGUUUGGUGCUUAAAUCUCGUCAUUUUUCGUCUCGAAACUAAACGUUCCAUAGGAGAUCGACCUGUUACUUUCUUCCACAAUCCCAUCAUCCCUCAUCCCAGCACUCGCCUCUGUCUUCGUCACACCCGAACUGCAGGCCAUUCCAUCGAGCACCUUGGAAACCAACGUGGGCGAUAACAAGCUGGAGACUACAAAAUUAUACUCAACCUCCAGCAUCACUGCCGCCAAGGAACAGCUAAACGUGGUUCAGAGCCUUGGGACAGCAGCCGUCGAAGAGUGGCUCAAAGGACUAGGCGCCCAGGGUAAAGAGCUCAGAAUUGAUGCAUCAAGAUGGGAGAAGUGGGCCGCGGCUGGCGGUCUGGCGCAAAUGUGCCGGAGCGUGCAAACUAUGGGAAACGGCAGUAAUGAUGGACUGCCGCAAGACCAAGACCACGAACCACGAACCUCCUCUCAAACUUCUUUAGAGGACCGAGAUUCUGAAGGCCGCAGAAGGUCAGAUAAGACCCACGAAGAGGCUGCCGCGCGGAAAGCAUUACGGCGUGCUGAAAUCGAGCGGCGCGCAAUGUUACUCGACCCUCCUCUGCCACCCAACGUUGUUGUUCACAUGCCUUCCUUUCAAGCAGCCAUACAAAUCACGGCCGCCUUGGACGAGAAUGCGUGGAAUACGCUGAAGCCCAGAUUGCUGUCUCAACGAGCCGAUGCCGAGAGGAACGUCAACAGGGGUCUUACUGAAUCUCGGAGCUCCAGCAUUGAAACGAAGGUCGAGACAACAAGAGAAGUGACAGAUCAAGACUGGGAUGAUAUCCAAGGUCCGGUACGAGCGCGAAUGUCAAAAUAUGCCGACGAGAUCAUCCGCGGUAGCUGGAACAAGGGUCGCAAAGUCAACAAGGAGAAUAGCCCACGUUUUGCAGUAGGGGUACUCCUAUCCGUGCGGUCAAGAUUUUACGCCGAUGUUGCGAAAGACACUGCGGAUGCUAUCGCAGCUGGGCGGCAGCCUGUUGUUGAUCCCCAAGGUGGCCCUUUUACACAGAAGCUCACUCUGGAGAACAUGAAGUGGGUAUUUGAUAUGAAGAUCAAACAGCAUACCGAGCCGUAUAGGAAGGAGUUGUUUCUUUGCAAUGGUUGCGAAAGUCAUAGGUUCUACGGGUUCGAGGGGGUCAUACAACACUAUGCCGCAAAGCAUACCAAAGCCCUCAGUCUCGGCAACAUCGUUGUUCACUGGAGAGCUGAAUGGCCGGAGCAGCCCAUAUUCAAACCCAACGGCCGAUCGACCAAAGGUUCUCAGCAAGCCGCAGGAAAGGGAACCGCCCAAGGUCAUGCGGCAACAGGACCCCGGCCACCUCAAGGUCAUGAUACUCCUAGUCGGAGUGGCAGUCUCCUGCCUAGCCAUGUGCACCGUUUUCCUUCGGACCAAGUUCCACCCCUUUCCUAUCACGCACCACAAGCUGCUCCGUACAAUGCAUUGCCAACAUACAGUACGGAUGCCAGGAUACCGCGUGCGCCCUACCUACCGCCGAACUUUGGGCUGUCUGGCGCCCCUCAAUUUCACCCUGUGGCAUCUUCUAGCUUUGGACCUAUACCUCCUGGCCCCCAAGAGCAACCUCGGAACAUGCUAGAGGCACCAUAUAGUGCGCAACCGCAUAGCACUUUUCCACAUCAAGGCAAUUUUCAGCCACCGUCUGCUACACCUCAAGGAAUGCCCUUUGCGUCAUCGUACACCACUCAGUUGGAAAACUUGGCUCGGAUAGCGAGAGACAUUUGGAACUCGCUUAGCACAACCAGGGAUUUACCUGGGCCUUUGAGAGUAUACAUCACUAUACACCAUGUGGUCAAACGUUUCUGGCAAAAAUUUGGCGAGACUCCCUCGUUGCGGAUGUUUAACGAUGGCUUAUCAAACAACAAGGCUAUGCGUCCAGUUCGCAAUAUCAAUGGACUGAGGUGCAGAUCCUGUACAUUGGGUCUAGGGCCACCAGUCAAUCCAGAACGCACCAUGUUCUCGCUCCCGCAGCUCGUCAAUCACUUCGAAAACCAACAUGCCGGAUUGCAGCAGGUCGGGCUCAGGAGUGAGCCAGGCCUCGAUUGGACUCAAGACAUGAUCCUAAUGCCGGAUGUAUCAGAAAUUCCUGACUUGAAAGCCAUUAUUGGCGGCAAGGGACACAAGUUCAACCUCGUCAACGAAGCAGUCCCCUGGGUCUUCAAUAGGCCCAACGGACCUACACAACAAUCUGUGGCCGCAUGGCCUUUGGGCGGGGUGGUACAGCCCAGCGAUUCAGGUCGGACCACGGAUGAUAUUUGGCACACAUAUGCUACGCAUGCAGAUGCUUCCAGUCAUGAACGCAACCCCUGGCAUGGUCCUGGAGCCAUUCGAGAACCACCGAUCGGGGGUCAAGAGCAACAACGCCGAGACACGCAGCCGUCAACGGAAGAUUAUAAUCGAAGAUCCGCAGCACUCCCGUAUAAGCCACUGGUCCCUCCUCAUGAAGCACGCGAACCAGGACGCACCCUUCGGGCCUCACACAUUGACCCUUGCCGACAAAGCUCUUGGGGCGCUUCUCCGACAGAGUUUGAUCGUGAGGGUCGCACCAUUUACUUUGACAGUGGACAUCCUGCAGGUGGCAACAAAACAGAUCAUUACAUGCCGUCAGGCUACUCCCCAAACCGUACCUCAGCAUUGCCCGACGAAAAUUGCCACGGGUACCGUGAGCCAAGUCGAGCCCCUGAUCGAGCUCUGGUCGAAUCUCGGUAUGGGCAUGGUAGUAGAUACCCCGUAGAGGAGGAAGAGAGAGUCAUUCGUACGUUGGAUCAGUCGAGGUUGGUUCGGUCACGCCCAUUGCUUGACCGGGAGCAACUGUUACCGCAGGACACAAGGCCUGGCUCAGCAAGAUGUGCCCCAGUAAUUCCUCAUUCUUCCAGGGCUGCUGAGUUAGAUUCUACACGUUCAUCAGCGGGGGAUCCCGAUGACUUUAGCUUGACUGCGGCUCUCGAGUCACAUCUUGCUCAAGAUCGUGACGCGCUGGCUCGGGUACCCAAGGCUGGGCUGCUAGAGCGCGAGAUAGUUCGUCAAGAGCGCCGUUCCACAGCGCGCGACGGCCCUCCAUCGGACUUUCCCAAUUACCCUAAACGACGACGCAUGGAAGUAGAAGUUUUCGAUGACGCUCGCCAUGGACACUCCACGCAAUACAUCGCAGAGUCGCAUGGAUCCCGUCACACCGGACAUGCUUCUGAGGUGUCGACGUACUACCACAGCCCAGCGGUCACUCAAAAUUCAGGUCGUAGCAGCGACAACCGCAGCGCAACGCGCUGUGCGAGCGCGACUCGCCCUCAGUCUGCAGAUUAUGAGGAGACUUAUGAAAUUGUACAUGUACGAGAUGCAGAGGGAGAGUACAUCGUUCGUCGGCCGAUUCUACGAGAGCGAGAAACGCAUCGGGUUUUGUACGAGGAUGACACUCAUCACCAUCAGAACAGAGGAUCAUACUCACACCGUGGUCACGAUACUCUGUACGACUCGAUGGACCGGACCCCUAUUCCUGGCGAGCGACGAGAUGACUUCCAAAUGCGCGAAGCUUGCACUGCAGGAGCCCAAUAUACCAUUGCUCCAUCAUCGUAUGCAGAAUAUGACCCAGACAACCUAGCGUCCAUGUCGGAUCCCUGCGCGAAAAGACCAUCAGAGUACUAGCUAGACAUUGUACCUCUUUAAUGGGAUAGGAAUAGCAUAACACAGUAGUCAAAUGCAGCCGAAUAGCACCAUGCUCUACUUUAUCUUCCUCGUAUCCAAAUCUAUUUUCAUGUCCGAAAAAGCUGAGCAUCAAGCCUGACUCCGUGUGAUUGCAACGGACAAAUGGGCAAGGAAUGUGUACGCGUGAGGCG
Colletotrichum scovillei is the source of this 5140-nucleotide messenger RNA. RefSeq lists its product as uncharacterized. Lineage: Eukaryota; Fungi; Ascomycota; Sordariomycetes; Glomerellales; Glomerellaceae. The record is from RefSeq and is a predicted model, not a curated record. The transcript has a single exon. The coding region runs from base 1641 to 4949 and encodes 1102 amino acids.